AUGGCCAUCGAUACGCGGACGGACCAGAUCAGAGAGUGGAGGUCAAUUGUGACGUUGAUAGUCUUCUUCCUUGCGAACAUCGUCGUACUGUUCCCCUUCCACAUCCCAGUCUACAUUCCUGUGCGACUUUGGAAUGGGGUGUUGAAGGUGCUUCGCAACUUGCGGGUGAUACCGCGCGAGGACGACACUCACGAUGGCUUCAAGGAGGACCGCCUUGGGGGUAUGUCCACUCGACGCAAGCGAUUUAAGCGGUUUGACUUCCCGAUGAACUCAAUCACUGCACCGUUGAUCGCCGAUCUGUUCCUUCUGGCCAUCUUGGCAAUUGGCAGAGAGGAAGUUUACGACGGGACGAUUGGCCAAAACGGCAUUCACCCUCUCGACAUCAUGGUCUUCUUUCUGACUCUGGCGUAUAUUGCUAUCUCGAUUGACGCUUCGGGUCUUAUCCGUUACUUGGCACUCAGGGUGCUUCAAUGGGGAGGCAAGGUCGGCUACCGCUUAUUCUUCUACCUCUACGCCUUCUUCUUCUGUCUGGGCACCUUCAUCGGCAACGACCCCAUCAUCCUGUCCGGCACGGCGUUCCUCGCCUACAUGACCCGAAUCUCGAAUAACAUCAAGUACCCGAGAGCGUGGAUCUUCACCCAAUUCUCCAUAGCCAAUAUUGCCUCGGCCAUUCUCGUCUCGUCUAACCCGACCAACCUUGUGCUUGCAGGUGCUUUCGACAUCAAGUUCGUAGAGUACACGGCCAAUAUGGUUGUGCCAGUCGUCGUCACAGCAGUCGUCUUGUUCCCGUUCCUUCUCUACAUCAUCUUUGCAGAUAAGAAGCUCAUCCCCGAGUCCAUUGAGAUGUUCCAACCACCAGAGGAGGCCAUGCAAUCGAAACCCGUCAAUCCUAACAUUCCGAACCCCAGAGGAGCCGCGAAUCAUGCCGAUCAAGCGCCCGAGAGCAGUCCGCAAGCCCAGUUGCUCUCGGCCAUUGAGAUUUUGAAUCCCUGGCUUGACAAGGGAGGAGCCGCCUUUGGCGCUGUCGUCAUGUCGGUGACACUCAUUACGGUCCUUGCUCUCAAUGCAGCAAAUGUCAAACCGAAGGACGACCAGCAUCUGCAAGUCUUCUGGGUCACCUUACCAGCUGCUUUCAUCAUGCUCUGCUGGGACCUGGCAUUUGGCUGGUAUCACAGGGAAGAAACUCGUACGAUAGCCCAACAGGGACGAGAUGGACAGGAUGAGGAGCUUCCCAGGGCAGACCAGGGCAGCAGGGAGAAAGAUGCGUUGGGUAUACUGAACCAAGAAGACACGGGCUUGGCCCAAGGCACGACAGAGAUGUCGCCGAUAUCACACGCAACCAGACCCGAGAUUCACGUUCAAGAUACCGAUCUGCUUGACGAUAAAAUAGGCCUUGGAAUUACGAAGGAGGAGGUUUCGCCCAUUAGCAACGAUACCAGCACGAAUGCAUCAGAACGGAACACCAAUGAUACCGACUUUAUGAUCACCCCAGCGAUCCAGGCACCAGGAAACAGUGACAAGGUAACCGGCAAUGCGGGAACGCAGCUCAUAUCCUCACAGUCUACAGCUGUCGAUAGGACAGAACAUGUUGAUGUAAGUAGAACGCCCAGCGAGGGUUCUACGGAGAGCAGGAGACGAACUUUGCCAGCUGCAGCCAGUGAGCCUGGCGAAGCACAAACGCAGCCAGACGGAAUUACGGAUGUCGAAAAGGCAGUCAUUGGAAGACAACGCGGUCGAAGCUCAAGUUUCCGCUCCAAAAAGCAACCAGCGACACUGGUAUCACGCUUCAAGGAUGGGUACCGUUGGUCACAAGAGACGUUCCCCACGGUGAUGGCGGUGCUAGCUCAUCUACCCUUCGCCCUCGUGCCAUUUGCCUUUGCCAUGUUCGUCCUCGUGCAAGCUCUCGUUACCAAGGGCUGGGUGCCGGUGUUUGCGUACGGAUGGGAUCACUGGGUUGAAAAGACGGGUACCAUUGGUGCCAUUGGCGGCAUGGGGUUCCUCUCGGUCAUCCUCUGCAACUUUGCGGGAACCAACAUUGGCACGACCAUCCUGCUCUCCCGAGUAAUCCAAGCGUGGCAGCAGAUCCACCGAGAGAACGGCGUGCCCAUCAGCGAGCGCACCUUCUGGGCGACGGUCUACAGUAUGGCUCUUGGCGUCAACUACGGCGCCUUCAGCACGGCCUUUAGCGCAUCGUUGGCCGGUCUGCUGUGGAGGGACAUUCUGGAGAGGAAGCACAUUUUCGUCAGCAGGAGAGACUUUGCGAGGGAAAACAUACCCAUCAUCGCCAUCGCCAUGACGGUCGGUUGCACGGUUCUGGUUGGGGAGAUUUACAUCACGCGAACGAACAAGCCGUAUCCACUGUGA
Molecule: messenger RNA, 2364 nt
Organism: Colletotrichum phormii
Lineage: Eukaryota; Fungi; Ascomycota; Sordariomycetes; Glomerellales; Glomerellaceae
Product: arsenite efflux transporter
Exons: 3
Coding region: 1-2364 (787 amino acids)
Biological process (GO): transmembrane transport
Cellular component (GO): membrane
Source: RefSeq, a predicted model, not a curated record